CAGGGACUCUACAGACAUGUCGUACACUAGCUGAAGUCAACCUGCAAUUUGGCUCAAAAUUUGAGCCAAAAACCAAUUCACAAUCGGCAGGGUUUUGUUGCAGAAAUAAUACACUAUAUUUUUUCCCGUGGACUGAGCACGAAUUUGUAAUCUUGGAUGGGAUUUUAGAUUUUUAUUCUCACUAAUGAACUGGGCUAGUUAUGCAGGAGACAGCGACUCUGUCAGGGGCUCAAGAUGGCAGAUUUUUAUUGAGUUCUGAACAGAAAUCUAGCUUUAUUUUUUGCCAUGAAUAACAGAAGUCCUUGCACUGAUGGCCCCUGUAUACGAAGGUAUGGCCUCGCAAGUGCAAGUCUUUUCCCCUCACACUCUCCAGUCAAGUGCCUUCUUUAGCGUGAAGAAGCUGAAGGUGGAGCAGAGUUCAUACUGGGAUAUGACAGGGUACGGCACGCACAGCAAAGUUGUCUACAGCCAGAACAGCAAGCAGCAAGUGUCCCACGCCACCCCUCUUGGCAUCAACUCCUCUCUGCCCUACGAGCAGCCUGCACUCAUCUUGCCGUCUAGCACGGGGCACAUCGUGGUCGCUUCGGCCAGCAGUACCUCGGGCACCGCAGGGCAUCUGGGGCCUCUGUUGGGCGUUAGCGGUAGCGGCGGUGGAGGCAGUAGCAGUAGCGGAGGAGGAAGUGGUGGAGCGGUCCACAACCUGACCCGUCGCAGCACUGUCAGCCUGCUGGACACCUACCAGCGAUGUGGGCUUAAGCGCAAGAGUGAGGAGCUCGACAACAGCAGUGUGACGAUCAUCGAGGAGCACUGCAGCGGCACAACGAUGAUCCAGAACGCAGCCAGUGGGGCCGCUGUGGCUGCAGCCACGGCAACGGCAACAUCGACAGCCACCUCCAAGAACAGUGGUUCCAACAACGAAGGGGACUACCAGUUGGUGCAGCACGAGGUGGUCUGCUCUAUGACCAACACCUACGAGGUGCUAGAGUUCUUGGGCAGAGGCACCUUCGGCCAGGUGGUCAAGUGCUGGAAGAGGGGCACCAACGAGAUUGUUGCCAUCAAGAUCUUGAAGAACCACCCGUCAUACGCGCGCCAGGGCCAGAUCGAAGUGAGCAUUCUGGCCCGGUUGAGCACGGAGAGUGCAGACGACUACAACUUUGUGCGUGCCUACGAGUGCUUCCAGCACAAGAACCACACGUGCCUGGUGUUUGAGAUGCUGGAGCAGAACCUGUACGACUUCCUCAAGCAGAACAAAUUCAGUCCACUGCCGUUGAAGUACAUCAGACCGGUCUUGCAGCAGGUGGCCACAGCCCUGAUGAAGCUCAAGAGCCUGGGCCUGAUUCACGCUGACCUAAAGCCGGAGAACAUCAUGCUGGUGGACCCCUCCAGGCAGCCCUACCGCGUCAAGGUCAUUGACUUUGGCUCGGCCAGCCACGUGUCCAAAGCUGUGUGCUCCACCUACCUGCAGUCCAGAUACUACAGAGCUCCAGAGAUCAUCCUGGGCCUGCCGUUCUGUGAGGCCAUCGACAUGUGGUCCCUGGGCUGUGUCAUCGCUGAGCUCUUCCUGGGCUGGCCCCUCUACCCAGGGGCCUCCGAGUACGACCAGAUCCGGUACAUCUCUCAGACACAGGGGCUGCCAGCAGAGUACCUCCUGAGUGCAGGGACAAAGACUACUAGGUUCUUCAACCGAGUCACAGACUCUACCAACUAUCCUCUGUGGAGACUGAAGACACCCGAGGAUCAUGAAGGAGAGACAGCGAUCAAGUCGAAGGAGGCCCGGAAGUACAUCUUCAACUGCCUGGAUGAUAUGGCGCAGGUUCAGAGCACUGUGAAUAUGAUGACAGAUCUGGAGGGUAGCGACAUGCUCGCGGAGAAGGCAGACAGGAGAGAGUUCAUCGACUUGUUGACCAAGAUGUUGACAAUCGACGCGGACAAAAGGAUCACCCCCAUCGAAACCCUCAAUCACCCCUUCAUAACCAUGACCCACCUCCUCCCCCACAGCACACAUGUCAAGUCCUGCUUCCAGAACAUGGACAUCUGUAAGCGUCGUGUGGGCAUGUACGACACGGUCAACCAGAGCAAGACCCCCUUCAUCACCCACGUGGCCCCCAGCACCUCCACCAACCUCACCAUGACCUUCAACAACCAGCUCAACACUGUGCACAGCCAGGCCACCAACCUGGCUCCCUCCACCACCAGUGCCACCCUUUCCCUUGCCAACCCCGAAGUCUCCAUACUAAACUACCAAUCUGCACUCUACCAGCCCUCCGCGGCCUCUAUGGCUGCCGUGGCCCAAAGGAGCAUGCCUCUGCAGCCCGGGGCCCCUCAGCUCUGUGCUGCCCGGCCUGACCCCUUCCAGCAGGCCCUCAUCGUCUGUCCACCAGGCUUCCAAGGGCUGCAGGCCUCCCCGUCCAAACACACAGGCUACUCUGUGCGGAUGGAGAACGCCGUUCCCAUAGUGACGCAGGCCCCCGGCGCUCAGCCGCUGCAGAUCCAGCCAGGCCUGUUGACACAGCAGGCCUGGCCCAGUGGCACCCAGCAGAUACUCCUACCCCCGGCCUGGCAGCAGCUUACCCACACCUCGGUCCAGCACGCCACCGUCAUCCCAGACUCCAUGAUGGCCUCACAGCCCCUGGCUAACUGGAGGAAUUCUCACCAGCACAGCGGCCAUUACAAUCCCAUCAUGCAACAGCCGGCACUGCUGACUGGCCACGUCACCCUACCAUCCAACCAGAACCAGCCUCUCAAUGUGGGCGUGGCCCAUGUGAUGAGGCAACCGUUGACCAAUAACAACAACUCUUCUUCCAAAAAGAACAAGCAGCAUCAGAUGACUGCCAGGAAUGUGUCUGCCUACGAGGUGUCCUCCUCCCAGGCUGUACUAUCCCCACAGCGCUCCAAGCGGGUGAAGGAGAACACCCCUCCACGCUGUGCUGUGCUCCAGAACAACGGCCCCUCCUCCGGCUCCGGCUGUGGACCCCCCCAGGGCUGCGGAGGGUGGGGAGCGGGCGAAGCAGAGCAGGCCUCCAGCACCACCCAGGACCACCACCAGCACCACAACAGGCCGCGUCAGACCAUCAUCAUCCCUGAUACACCCAGCCCCGCCGUCAGUAUAAUCACCAUCAGCAGUGACACGGACGAGGAGGAUGAUCACAAGCAGAGCAACACCAACCAUACCAGCUUGUCCAAGCAUAGGAAGAACGUCAUCAGCUGUGUCACGGUACACGACUCCCCCGACUCGGACUUGUCCAGUAACAACAGUCCCUACGCUGUAGAGUCCAGGCUGCCCAACAACAACGGCUACCAUGACUCCAAGACCACCCUACUGGACAACUACAGCAACGGCAACAACCCUCGCACCAUCAUCAUCCCCCCUCUGAAGAGCCAGUCCAGCGAGGUGCUGAGUGAGUGUGAGCGCCUGAUGCCAGGUAUCUACACAGAUAUCUACACAGAUGCAAUGAAUCAUCAGAAUUCGGCGUACAAGUUCAAAACCUCCAACGGCGUGGGUAUGAUGUCUGGCAACAACCACCUUUCGGGGGGCAUGGCUUACCGACAGCAGCGCUUGGGGCCACACCCCUUCCAGCAGCAGCAGCCUCUCAAUCUCAGCCAGGUAUGGAGAGAGAGCCAAGCCCAGCAGCACAUGGUAGCUGAGAGGAACGGAGGCCACCGGCGCCAGCAGGCUUACAUCACCCCCACCAUCGCAGCCCAGGCCCCCUACUCCUUCCACCACCACAACAGCCCCUCUCACACUGCCAAUGUGCACACCCACCUGGCUACCACCCACCUGCCCGGCCAGCCCCACCUUUAUACCUACACCGCUGCGCCCGUCGCCCUGGGCUCCACAGGCACCGUGGCCCACCUGGUGGCAACUCAGGGCUCGGCCCGCCACACGGUCCAGCACGCCACGUACCACACACCGGGCAUCGUCCACCAGGUGCCCGUCAGCAUGGGGCAUGGCGUGCUGCCCUCGCCCACCCUCCACCACAGCCAGUACCAGGCCCAGUUUGCUCACCAGACGUACAUCAGCGCCUCGCCUGCCUCCACUGUCUACACUGGAUAUCCGUUGAGCCCCACCAAGGUGAACCAGUACCCUUACCUCUAGAGCCAAGCCAACACACUGGAGACCCAGACCUCCCCAGACCACAGCACUGCUGAUGCUGCUCACCCCAUGUCCUCCCUCCCUAUCCCCACUCCACGGACAGAGAGAUAGAGAGAGAGACAUGCAUUCUUUAUGAAACUGUCACGUUUAACUUGAAGAUAUAACGACAGAGAGGAAAAGGGAAAUAAACUGCCCCUCUAAGGGAAAGGAGGGGUGGAUUCUUUCUCCAAAAGGGCCAGUUUUGCUUUGUUUUCUCUCUAGGUGUAUUUCUUUUUCUCAUUCUUUUACAGCAAGGUCUUCAUAACGGGCCUUUGGGAGAGAUGGAGGGUUUCUGUUCUUCUAAAACAGCUUUCUGUUUUGUUUUUCUUUCUUGAAUUGGGAACUGACUGUUUUAACAAGGGGCCCCUUUCUGGAUGUUGGAAUUCCCAAUGUGAGAAUUCCCAUGAGAAUUCCCGUGAGGAGUUGGGAAUGAAGGUGAAAUACGGAAACCUGCUGCUCUUCAAAGAAGAAGAAAAAUAACGAUGGCCUUGAACUGUCUUAAACAUUUCCAAAUCAUUCAAUGUGUGGGGGAGAGAGAACAAAGCACCCCUCCGCCCCCACCCCUCCUUCUCCAACAGACAACCGGAGUCAGGAGUCUUCUGGAAAUAUAACCAACGAAAGACAAAAAAACAUUCUAAUGUAUUUAUAGGUAUUUUCCCUUAGUUUUUUCGUUCUCACCUUUUUGAGGAGACUUAUGUUUUUGGUAUAGGAGUCUUAGCUGGGCCCUGUUUUUAGAAUGUAGCAGUCUGCACCCAUAUUAUUUUAUGAAGAGCUUUUUCUGAUACCAAUAGAAUUGAUUUGUUUCUCGUUUUUCAAUGUGAUUUCACAAAGUGGUUAGAAUAACAUAGGCAUGUACAACGUGAUUGUCUGUGUGUGCGUGUGCUACUGUCAGCCAUGUGUGUGUAGUCCAUCUCCUCUUGCACCUUUGUGCUAUAAUUUUCUGAAUCCUCCGCAGUCUUAGGUUUGACCAUUGUUCCCUUGUAGUGCCUUACAGAUAUAACGACACAGUUUAUGUCGCUGGAACCUUGAGAACUAACAGACUAGCUGGAACUGGUUCCUUGGUUUGACAUGUUAUUGUCGGGGCAGUUUUGAUUUCUUUUCCAGGUGUAGGCUUAUUUCCUAGCUCUGUUUCCUAUCCUUAUGACAGUAUACUACAGAGUUCAGAGGUCAGAGUUCAUAUUUGCCUGACCUUUGGCUUUUUUGUUAAGUGUGCAUGAGUUUAACUUGCUUAGGGUACUGAACCAAAGUCGUUAGAUCAAUCCUCGUUAUGUUGUGUGCUGGAUAUUAAUGUUAAUAUGUGUACAGUAUAGCUGUAAGCCUUUAUCACCGUGGGAUCCAUACAUACGAUGGCUUAAGUUUGAGAUGUGUUACUUUGUUUUUAUAUCACACAAGGUAAUUGGUUCACAGGAAUGAUAGAACAGAGAAGUAUUAGCACAAGGAUUCAUUUUGGGGUCAUGGAAAAUGCAGAAAUACAAGAAUGUGACUGUCAAAAACAUUUAUGUGAUGAGUUCAACAUAGGGCGAGGGUGACAGUCCAGAGUUCGACAAAAAAUAGGAAUCUAAGGUUAAAAGCUAAGCCAGUAGAAAGGCCUGAUGGGAAGUUGUGGUUGCUAUGGCUGAGAUCUUGAGAAGGCCAGUGAGAGAGAGUCUGGUUGGUUGCAGUGAGGAAGCAGAGUAUUGAAGGCUGGUGAGAUGGGUUGCUUGGUAGGAGUCAGACCUGGGUUGAAAUAAUAUUUGAAAUCUUUCAAAUACUUUGAACAUUUGUUAUAGCCUGCCUGGAUUGCCAGAUUCCAUUGCACCAGGCAAACACAAUCAAGCCCAACUAAAGUGUUUGAAAUGAUUUAUAAUAGGAUUUAAACCCAGGUCUGAGUAAGUGAGGGGCUAGUAGAAAGCAUUGGGUUGGUAUGGGUAGGAACUGAGGAUGGCAGAGUGCUAGGGUGGCAUUCCUCAUGUUAAUGGGACUAAAAGAAUAGCAUGUUGGCACUGAGCAGGUUGGUAGCAACAGUGAGCCCGGUGGGCAGGAGUUACAGGGGCACUACAUGAAUGCACACCUAACUCUGAUACAAGUUGUUGUGUUGUUGUUGUUGUUGUUGUUGUCUUGCAAAGAUAAAUGGAAGUUAUUUAGUAUUUUCUGCUCUGAGGAUUGUGUAGCAGCUCUCAGCAGAGAGGGAGAGACGUGAACGGAACAGUGUACACCUGGAAGGUCUUCCUAUGAAAUGAGCUUCAUUUGUUAACACUAUCUCCUUUCUGUCUUGGGAAUCAUGUGUUCACAGACAUCACACCACCAGAAAGGGAUACCUGAUAUGUAGUAAGAUAACUGAUUGGCCUAUUGCUUCUAUGUGUUUGCUACUUAAUUUAACAUGCAUUUUAUUUCUCGUAGCCAAUGAUAUAUUAAUAAUCUCUCUUGUUAUACUGUCCUCAUGAAGUGGGCACAUCAGAACUGCUUGUGGUUUUAGCAAGAGCCUUCCUCCUUAUCCAGUCAUAUCAUGCCAUAGUACUUGCAUUUGAAGUGAUUAUUUUACUUUUACGUUACUAUUGAACUUUUUUAAUGGCUGUAGGUACAGUAUAUAUUGUGUUAUUUUACAGAUAGUUGCAAUCAUUCUUCUGGAUGUCUUUAUCAGUGCAAGUGUUUUUAUGAUUUAUUAGGCUAAUUUCUAUUUUGAUUUGUAACUGGGAGUUGCUGUACAUUGAUGUUAAGUGUUCCUAGGAGGGUGUGUAUACCUGUGUAAAGUGUUCAGGCACCGUUGACAAUAAUAAGGUUGUAAAGUUGAUGAUAAUCCAUUGGGGCCCUUAUAGGUACUGUAGGUAAUUUAGGCUUGAGUGUGUCAGACCCAGGUUUGCUCCCCAAACCAAACCUAAAACAACAACAUCUUGGUGUAUAGACACAGUACAGUAGGUAUACAUUUCUGGUUACAUCGUUUUCUUUCUGUUAUGUGUUGUACCUUUGUUUGUACGUUUUUUGUUGAUUUCCAUAAGGCCUGUGGGCCUAAGCACACACAUAAGAGAGAUGCUUUUCCACACAAGAGUUUGGCUCCUCCAUAAAGAGGCAGACUACUGAAACAUUCCACUGCAGGGAGAAUCCAGAAUCCAUACUGCAUACCCGACAGCCCCUAUAGCUCUCUGAUCACUUGUCAUUUGGGGACUUUUCUUUCUUCCCACCAAAGAAAUUCAACAUGUUGAUGAUGUACAGUACAAACACAAACAAUCCCCUAUGUGGUCUGGCAAUAACUUCUGGUCAGAACAUGUACCUUUAAUGCAUUUAAGUGUGCUUUGAGGGCUAUUGAGGAGUUCUUAGCAAAUGUUUGUUUGUGUGUGAGACGUGCACAUAUAGUACUGUAGAAAGACAUACAGUAUGUGCACAACACACACAUAUGAAUGAUUAGAGUUGCCACAAUAUCUGCUUAUGGUUGAGCUAUUUUGAAGGAGUUUACUGCCAAUUGCAGUCCACCAUUCUCAAACAUCUAUGAUUUGAAAAAUGUUUUAUUUGAUAUCUGUCACUCAUUGCCCCCUAAAUGUACCAAUUGAAUCCUAUAACUUCUCCGAAUUGUUUUAUAUCAGUGUUUUUUACGUUGUUAAAGUUGUAUUUUAGCUUUAUUAAUGUUGUCAGCAAAUGAAUAAUAAAAAAUAAAAAAAACAUGUUAUAAGUUAGUGUGCCAUGGAAUGACCUAUAGAGUGAAAUGAAUAAAAAUAAUUACCAAUAAUACCUUUAAAGUAAUGGUCCCUAGCACAAAAUGAAUGUAAUAUGUGACCUGCUUCAUCUGAAAUGCUUUAGAUAUUUCUGCUUGAGCGACCAUUAGUUAAAGUAAAUAUUUGAUUUCUACAUUAUUUGUUGCCAUGCAAGAUGCAAUAAGUCUGUGAUUCCAGCAAAAACAACUUGACUCAACAUAAAUUCAUUAAAAAAAGUCAACAUUUGUAUUCCGAUAUGGGUUUUUCAAAUAUGAGGUAUUCGAUUUCAUUCUAUUUUUUUCCUGUAUAAUCUAGCCCUUUGAACCCUACACUCAAUUUUUUUCAAUGGACUUGCUAUAUUUUGAAUGCGAUAACAUUUAUUUUAAUGUGUAAAAUAUGUUAGUAUCGUACUAUUUUGUUUAACAUGUGUUAUGUGUUUUUUUUAAGGAAAAUAAGAAUCCGAAAUGUGAGCAUCAACAUAGAUCCAGUGACCUUACAAUUACCAAAAUGUGCUUCUUUAGAGUGUCAAGAAAUUAUUGUGGUAAUGAAGUUGGUUUACUUUUGAACAUUGUCUCUCCCCUGCUACAGUAGCCAUUUCAAUGUUAGAAUACUGCCUUCCAAAUAACUUAACGAUACCCUCAGAGCUUUAAUAUGUGGUUUCAAUUAAAGAGAGCUGUGUAAAGCGGCCUCUUUGUGAAGCCUGUUAUUUUUACGGCUUUGUUCUUGAAAUACUCAAGCUACACAAGAAGUGUUCAGCUUCAAACUUUUCCCACAGUGUGUUUGCGAGUACUCUUCCUGGAGCUUUGUUUGAAAUAUUGUGAAACAUUCCUGAAGGCAUGGCACACAUUGCCAGUUAGUCUUCUCAGGCCAAACCCAUCUGAAGUGACUUGAAUCAUUUUAACACCUUACUAGAAGAGAAUAACAAUCUUACAACCUCUCCACCCCUUUGAAAAAUGUUGCAAUCAUUUCAUGAGAGCUUUGCAUAGCACAUUCUCCCAAAGAAGCAGGGAGGUGGGAAAAGUACUUGUUUUAGGAUGAUUUAUGUUAUAUAUGUGACAGAAACUCCAUAAACCAGUAAUAACACAUUCUUAAAGCCCUUCUGUAGUAGAGUUGUUCUGUAUGUAUUUGUAUGUUUGUCAAGGGAAUCACCUCCUUCAUUGUUUUUUUCUUUGGGGAUUCAGGCUGAAUUGGAUAAGGGUUUGAUGCUGUCAGUAAUGGAAUAUGUCAAGUGUUGUUAUCAUUUGGCCCGUUUUUGUACACAUGUACUUAAGAACCUAAAUGUAUUUUAUGAUCAUUUUUUUCUUUUCUCAACUCUUGCUAAAGACAUGUUAGAGGUCUCUUUUUUGAUUAUGCACUAACAGUUUGAAACAAUUUGGUUUAAAAGUUUAUUCUUUAGCUAUUUCUUUCCAGCUCAAAUUGGAAAUGAGCAUUGUAGUAAUGUCCUUGAGAGGAAGGGUUCUUGCCUAAUGAAUUCCCAUAGACAAAGCCCAACACAAACCUUCACAGAUGACAGAGGGACGAGAUGAGAUUUAGCAGUAAACCGCUGUAACUGUCAUAAUGUAGCCAUUUUGCAGUCCUCUUGAUCGUGAUUUAGAUUUUGUACUUGCACAACAGCAUUCACAAAGUCUGAAGACCUAAAAAAGCAUCAAACCCUGACCCCGUUGUGUGUCCAUUGUUGUAUGGUUUGUUAAUGAUGUUAAAAUCUCAUAAGUUGUUAUUCAGGCUAUUGUGUGCUGCAGUAUUUCCUAGUAUACUUCUUUGCUAAUUGUCUCUCAUUUACGUUUAUUGGGGAUUUUUUGAGAAGUGUUUGUUGUCUCCUUAUUUCAAUCUGUUAAUGUAGUGUUAUAUGUACCCUAUUCCUUAGACUAAUAUUACUGAGUAUGUUAUGAGAAUGGAUAUUUUACUGGCUUUAUAGAAUGUUUAAAUAUAAUAAUGAGAAUAAGAAGAAUGACUAAUUAAACUCCUAACAAGUUGAGUAAUUGGCUAUUAAGCGCUUGUGUUACCAUUAAGAUGUUGUGUGCUUCUCUUAAUCAUUUUCGUUGUAGAAAAAUUGAGUGAAUUUAUAAUAGGCUUCGAAAAACUAAUGAUAGCAUUGUACAUUUACAGGAGGAUUUUAACCGACAACUUGGUCAUAGAAAAAAAUAAUUAUUUUAAUUGUCCUCUUUACUAACUGUAGGGUGAGAAGGGGCUUGCGUUGUGGUGAACUAUGUUAUAGCUUGUUAUUCACUGUUACUUUUGAUCAUUUUUUCGGUCUCCGAGGUGAAUCGAGUUAUUAAUGAGAAUUUGUAUGCUCACAUAUGCAUAUUGUAUAUGUGUAGAAAUGUAAUCACACUUUGUCUUGGAUUUACAUUAAACUGUUAAAUCACG
Messenger RNA from Coregonus clupeaformis (lake whitefish), 10164 nucleotides. Its product is annotated as homeodomain-interacting protein kinase 2. The record is from RefSeq and is a predicted model, not a curated record. Gene Ontology annotation, biological process: peptidyl-serine phosphorylation; positive regulation of transcription by RNA polymerase II; intrinsic apoptotic signaling pathway in response to DNA damage by p53 class mediator. Gene Ontology annotation, cellular component: PML body; nucleus; cytoplasm. The coding region runs from base 311 to 4096 and encodes 1261 amino acids. The transcript has 15 exons. Gene Ontology annotation, molecular function: protein serine/threonine kinase activity; protein tyrosine kinase activity; transcription corepressor activity. NCBI's taxonomy places the organism in Eukaryota, Metazoa, Chordata, Actinopteri, Salmoniformes, Salmonidae.